Messenger RNA from Coffea arabica (coffee), 1064 nucleotides. Lineage: Eukaryota; Viridiplantae; Streptophyta; Magnoliopsida; Gentianales; Rubiaceae. The record is from RefSeq and is a predicted model, not a curated record.
UUAAAAUCUGUUGAAGAAUCAAGAAAAGGGGAAAAAAGCAUCAAGCAUUCUCUUUUUUGAAAUUUCCUUGAAGCUUCAUAAGGCAGCUGAUCAAGCCUCUAAUGAACAAAAACAAGUCAUGAGAUGGGUUCUUUUUCUUGUCCAAGAUUCUAAAGGACGUUUUGGACUUUUCCUUGGAUCCAACAGAAGCAACCCUGCUUCCUCCUUUUGGACCCGGGCUAACAGGUCCAAUCUCCAGUUUUAUCUCUAUCUGCAAAUGCCAAGCAAGGGUCUAGAGAACAAGUGCAACUACUCAAAAAUGGUGAGCAAAGUCCCAGCAACGCUAGCUUAAAACCCUCCAUAAACCCUUCUGCUACAAGCUUCAACAGGUUAUUGCAGUUGUAUUGCACUGAAUCUUUUGGUACUUGUGGUUUAGAGGUGAAAACUGGAAUUUUGGGCCAAAAACUAGCCAGCCUAUGGCAUUGAGGCGCUUUUUGGGGUUUUCUGAUGGGGAGUUAAUGAGAUCAGAUGCUAAACCCUGUUCCCGGUUGAUGAGACAAACGGCUGGGAUUUUCUCUGUUGGUGGAGCAUUAGGAUUUUGGGUUCUCUGUCGCCUGCAUUAUGGUCCCAGAAUUACAAUUCCUCGAAGUCUUAGGUGGGCUGCCUGUGGAGCAAUCACUACAAGCUCAUCUACAGCUUUGCUUGUCCGGCUGUUUAGUCCUGAAUGUGAGCCACAAAAUAUAGCUGCUUUUGACAAGAAAAAAUAGUAAUUAACACAUUCAAGUUUUGAUAUUUGUAAAACUACUGUGUCUCCUGUGAGUUUCUCUCCUAAAAGUGGACAUUUGCAUGUUUUAUAAACUAUUCUGCAUGGAUGGGUGGUUGUAUUGUAAGCAAUCAAAAGUUUUAUCAAAAAAGGUGGAUGGGUGGUUGUAAGCAUGGAAGGGUGGUUGCUUUCAAUAUAUUUUGCCGUUUUAUCCAUCCAAAAAUGAAAAAAAUGGAAGGGUGGUUGUGUCGUUUGUCUGAGCAUUGGUCAACUUGCGAAAUGACAGAGUUUUAUUUAUUGUCUAAGCCAAGUAGUUUCAUUA